AUGCCGAUAUAUUGUGAGGACUGUGAGUGUCCAGUCUGCAUGAAGUGUAUAACAACAUCUCAUUUACAACAUAAAAUAUUCGAGGCGUCUGUUUAUGUUCAGAAACGACAUGGGGAUCUGAUGGCAUCUUUGCAUGGAGAAAACUCAUUGAUGGAAAAAUUGAAAAAUGAUUUGAUUUGUAAGAGUAAAACCUUAGAGGAAAGGAAAAUUAAACUCGUCGACGAAAUUAGCAGCAGGGAGGAAGCGAUUGUUGCAGAAGUGAGAGACAUUGGGAAACACCUCAAGAAAACUGUAUAUGAUGCUGUUUCUAAAUGGGAAGAAAAAAUUCAGAAAAGCGAGAAAGAAAUAGAAAACUUUUCAGAAAUUCCCGAUUUUGACACAGAAACGGAAACAAACUGUAUUAAAAUAUUGCAAUGUCAUAGCGAACUACGACGGCUUGAAAUAGAAAUGAAACUUCACGACCCAGUGAACGUUACAUUCGAAACUGAUAUAAGUCUCAGUAGAAAACAAGUAGAGGAGCUGUUUGGAAACGUGGUCGUACAACAUGAUUUAUGUCUGUCUUCUGAUCAAGACCGGCAAAUUGAGAGGAAACCCCCCUUUCAUGACAAAAACGGAAGCAAGUUGUUUUCUUGCAAUAAGAAAAUUAAAGACCAAGAAAACCGAAUUGUUUUUUUCCAGUUUAAACCCAAUGAUGAAACAACUAAAAAGUUCAGAGAAAUUUUAUUUGCUGGAGGGAAAAUGUACAUGCAUGUAAAUGACAAGCUCUUUGUAGCGACUGAUGAUAAUUCUGUGCCUGAAGUGCUUCAAGGCGUGGACAGCUGUGUUGGACAUUCGUCAGGACGUGGAAUCCUUUGUAUUAGGAACAAUAGAUUAGCACUGAGUCUUUACUUCCAUAAUGGAAAAUAUAUGUCCUUGUUUUCAGUCCCAAAUCCAAGUAAUGAGGAAAUACUGGCAGUUGAAGAAAGUGAAAAAUUAGGUUUAUCUUUGCUUACGGAACAAAAAAAAUACUUCAGCUACAAUUACCCAUAUUACAAAUUAUCAAUAUACCGAGUGAAAGGAAAUGCUCAAACAGAUGUCAUUUCAAAUGAAAAGCAUUGUAAUUUAUCAACUUAUCGUAAUGAUUCACAAGUUGCAAAGCUCUGCGCCCUGCAAGACACCAAAUCACAGAUCGCUAUUGUUUCUAGAUCUAAUUCGCUUCAAGUGUACGAUCAACAAUUAUCAGUUCUGUUUACCUACAAGGGGAGUAUUGAAAACAGUAUAUCAUUAUGUUCGUCAUUUUCAGUGGCGUCUGCAUGUCUUGAUCAAGACGAUAACAUUUUAGUUGCAAACAGAUUUGAUAAUUCCAUUCACAUGUUAGAUAUUAGCGGCCAGUUUUUAAGAAUUGUUGUUUGGCCGGAGGACGGUUUAUCAAAUUUGAUGUCUGUCUCAGUUGACGGAGAAGGGUGGUUGUGGUGCGUAGGUCGGAAUAAUGAGGGAAGUUACCUCCGUCUCUUUGAUUAUGAUUAUUUCAAGGCCACUGAACGAACCAAGAGGGCAUUGACUGAAACUGAAGAAAACUUCUGA
Molecule: messenger RNA, 1563 nt
Organism: Saccostrea echinata
Lineage: Eukaryota; Metazoa; Mollusca; Bivalvia; Ostreida; Ostreidae
Exons: 1
Coding region: 1-1563 (520 amino acids)
Molecular function (GO): zinc ion binding
Source: RefSeq, a predicted model, not a curated record